AUGGACGCCAGUGAACCCCGGCUGGCAGAGGAGAGGCUCGGUUUCAACGGCAGGAUCACGGAGGGUGCGGGCAAGCUUGAUUAUCAUGAUGAUGGCGAUGAUGGAGAGGGCGAGAACGAUACCGCGCCCAAACCGAGGCAGCUGCCUGACGACUUACCUACGUCACUGGAUGAUAGACGGUCUGUGCCGACGUUUGGGCCGGAGACGGAGAUAUAUGAUGCCUGGCAAGGUCAAUCCCAUUUUCUCACAAACCCUAUUCCGGCAAAGCCUCUCUCCUUUAACCUCGCGCUUGAUGAUGGAAGCCAUGAUGAAGAGUAUGGUGUCCACUCCCGAUACACCCACAACUAUUACCUCGAUGACGGCGACUCAACGACGAGGGCAGAGGCAAAAGACUCCGACGCGAGAUUGAUGGAAAUGCUGGCCGCACAGGCGGCACAUAGGGAAGUAGAGUCUGUCGGUGUAGAUGAGGAUGAUAUCGCGACGGACGAUAAGAUGUCGUACGAGGAAAAGCGGGAUGUGUUACAAAGGAGUUUGAAUAUGGCAGCCAGCAAUGGCGAUGUGGAGCGGGUACGGAAGCUUGUUGGGGGGAAAGCGAGACAAUAUGUAGAUGUCAAUACUCCCGACGAGGAGGGGACGGUGCCCCUGAUAUAUGCGAGUUGCUUCGGACAUCAAGAAGUGGUUUCCGCACUGCUCGAGGCUGGUGCGAAUGUCGACAAACAAGACCGAAACCGGUGGAGCGCGCUCAUGUGGGCGAUGACGAACCGGCACAAGACUAUUGCGAAGAUCCUCCUUGAUUAUGGUGCAUCGCCGGAUAUCAAGUCGUCCUCUGGUGGGACGGCCUUCGAUUUUGCACAGCCGGGGACGGAUAUUUCGAAAUAUCUACAAGAGAAUGGGUAUCACUUUGGCGCAUCGGUGGCGGCGGGCGACUAUUAUGACUUUGGGUUCUCGCAUAACAGAUUUGAAGAGGAAAUGGCUGAGAAUGAAAUGAAGAGGCGAAUGAUGAUGGAGGAGAGUGCAAUUAAUCUGGAAGUCGACUUGUCGAGCCUGGGCCUUGAUGAGAAGCUCGAGUUGCCAGACGAUUUCGAAGACCAACAGGAAUUCGUAUGGGACCGAUGUCUUAAUGAUCAGAUGUUUGUUUUUCAGGAGAAUGAGCUUGAAAGGAUUUUGGACAUUGUUAUUACAAAUAUGACGCCUCAGCGAUCUCCGUCGCAGAAACCCGUCCCAGCAAACCUUCUAUUUCUAAGCGCCCGAUACGCCCAUUACCACGCGGGCCCUGAGCUGUUAGCCAAAUUAUUAAUUUCCGCAAUGGGCCGGAUCAACGAGGUGGUGGAGAAACAUCAAUGGGAUAUGACGAUUUUGGCCUUUUGGAUAUCGAAUGCAACUCUCCUCCUACAUUACCUAAAGAAAGAUGGCGGCUUAGUAGAAGCUACAGCAGGAUUUCAGCGUCAUCUUGCUGAACUAAUUCACGAAAUUUUUAUACUCAUCAUCCGGGAUGCAGAGCGGCGGAUGGACAAAGUUCUGGAUACAGCCAUGCUUGACCAUGAAACCAUUCCCGGGUUUGAAGAUGUCCAUUUCCAGAACGAAUGGAAUCUGUUUCGCUCACGAACGAAGGUAAAGCCAGAGCCGCUUGAAAAGAGCCUUCGGCCACCAUCACCGAAGCGUAGGGCGCAGGUGUCACCUCGGAAUAUUACAUCGUUACUUUCAUCAACGCUAUUUGUGUUGGAUUUAUACGACGUACAUUCUAUCAUUACAACACAGAUUUUAGCACAGCUUCUAUACUGGUUAGGAGUGGAACUCUUCAACCGCAUUAUGACCACAAGACGAUAUCUUGCCCGAACAAAGGCUAUGCAAAUUCGGAUGAACGUGUCUGCACUGGAAGAUUGGGCACGUAACAACAAUCGACAACCAGAGCACUACGAGAACGGUUCUACAUUAUGCUCUGGUGAAACCACCGUAGAUUCCGCUCGAAAAUACCUAGCCCCAGUCAUCCAACUGCUUCAGUGGCUCCAGUGUUUCUCCUCACUGGGUGAUGACACCGAUUCCCUCACCAUGACCCUUCAACAACUCCAACAACUUACCCCGAGCCAGCUCCUGCAUGCCGUGAGACACUAUCGCCCCGAGGUGGGUGAGAAGGGCCUCCCAAAGGCGGCGAUGAAAUAUCUCCUUGAGGUACGAAAGGAGCCAUCCCUCCUCGCCCAGAUCCACCACCCACAAUCUCCAAGAACACAACGGGAAGAGAAAGUGCUUCCUCGUCUCCCUCCCGCUGCAGAUUCGAAAUCUACGCCACAAACCACUACAAACACCCACCCUUCCGAUGAUAAACCUCUCAGAACCAUCUCCGCUGAUGGAGGUUCCGCAGCCGAUCCACCAACACAAUACCCAACAAAUAACCACCAAUCCGCCAAUGCCAUCACCCAAUCACCUCCAUCAUCAUCGCCGCCUGGCCCUCCUUCAGUGUAUUCACUGAAACCAGACCCAGGAACGAUUCUACUAAACCCGACAAGCACUCUGCCUUUUUCACUGCCGACAAACACAGAUAUGCUUGUGAGCUAUGGUGCGGGGUUUGGAGGUGUCAAUCGAGAGAGAGCGAGAAAGUAUAUACCCACUGUGCCGACGGAGUUUCUGAAUAAGUUUGAUCGUGGUGAGUCUUGAUGUUUUGAUGAUCAAGAAAGCCGAGUACUUUGAAAGAGUCUUGGCUUUGGUUCGGCAUUGCUGCGGUCGACUUGUUAGUUAGCUAUUUAUUAGUCCACCUCUAAUAUCAAGCAAUAGAAAUUGG
Molecule: messenger RNA, 2776 nt
Organism: Histoplasma capsulatum G186AR
Lineage: Eukaryota; Fungi; Ascomycota; Eurotiomycetes; Onygenales; Ajellomycetaceae
Product: DIL and Ankyrin domain-containing protein
Exons: 4
Coding region: 1-2652 (883 amino acids)
Molecular function (GO): GTPase binding
Source: RefSeq, a predicted model, not a curated record